Aspergillus neoniger CBS 115656 is the source of this 441-nucleotide messenger RNA. RefSeq lists its product as uncharacterized. The transcript has 2 exons. The record is from RefSeq and is a predicted model, not a curated record. Bases 119 to 391 code for a protein of 90 amino acids. NCBI's taxonomy places the organism in Eukaryota, Fungi, Ascomycota, Eurotiomycetes, Eurotiales, Aspergillaceae.
UUAGGGAGGGCGAAAAGAUUCGCAACCGAAGUUGACUGGACCAAGCCUCCUAGACCCUUCCUCCUUGAGAGGAAGAACCUUCAGAGAAGUCCUAUGCGGCAGCUCAAGAAAAGAGGGGAUGAGCGGCGUGGGCGUCAGGAGGUUAAAAGGAGGAGCACCGAACGGAAACACGGGAGUCGACACCAGCAGGAGGGGGAAUGUUGUUAAGAGUGUCGCGGGGACGUCUCGGAGAUACAAUGUGACGAAGAACGAAACGCGAGGCUACGAGAGCCGUGGUGAGCUUGGAGCCUUUGGAACUGGUGGAUUCCAAAGGCCUAGAAAAUGCGCCGUGGAAAGAUUGAGUGAAAGAUUGGGAGAGGGAAAAAAAAAAACAAGCUCCAACGAGAAUUGAAAGGGGUUGCGAGAUUUAAUUUCUGGGUCCGGGGGGAGGGGAGGGGGAAG